Toxotes jaculatrix (banded archerfish) is the source of this 3590-nucleotide messenger RNA. RefSeq names its product golgi associated kinase 1A (gene gask1a). NCBI's taxonomy places the organism in Eukaryota, Metazoa, Chordata, Actinopteri, Toxotidae. The record is from RefSeq and is a predicted model, not a curated record. The transcript has 6 exons. Gene Ontology annotation, cellular component: Golgi apparatus. Bases 243 to 2282 code for a protein of 679 amino acids.
AAGUUUGCAUCGAAGAACGUGGCCGCGUGUUGAUGUUACCUGUACUGCUCAAGGUAAUUGUCUGACAACAGAAAACCGCGGUUGAGUUUUGCUCCAGAAAGAAAUUUUCAAACUAAAGUAAUGGACUGACUCGCGGCCGCGCGGCUGCAACUUCAGGACCACCGGCUGGAGACCCCUCACCCUGCAGUCUGCAGACGGGACGUGUGAGAGAUAAAUGCCUUCUUUAAAGAGGCUGCAGAGGAAUGCACUCGACCAUGGCCUGGAGAGGGUGGUCAAAACUCUGCUGUGGUCAACAAUGGCUGCUCCUGCUGUACUCCCUCUUCCUCCUCCUCUUCACAAUCUCAGUGAUGACUAUCACUCUACCCCUCCCUUCGCCGCCCGCUGACGUUAACCGGCAGCCGUCUCGGGCCCUGCGCUUCGCUGGGGAGUUCAGAUCCAGGCCCAGGGUCAGGGAGCCUCCUCUAGCUGAUACCUUUCAGCAGCCACUCGCUCACAUCCACAGUGAGGCCUGGAAAGCCAGCUCUGGAAAAGAGACACCUAAACUGUCAAUGCUACCCAUACCUUUUGGGGACACAGUGGACAAUGACAUGAAUAGCAUCAAGAGAGAGCGAGAGAAACAUCUCGCAGACUUACUCAGAAAUAAACACAAAGGCAAAGGCUUUGCUUCGAAAAGUAAAGAAGUGGCAGGCGCCAUCCAGCACCCAACCACUCAUAACCAUCCCAGUCUCCCAGAGUUUAUAGUCAACAACACAGGACCAAAGCAUAGAAUUAAGCCAAGCUACCACAGUGCUGUGGUAAAGCACACUGCACAGACAUAUACUCAUCAUGAAAGGAGUAAAUCCACCACAGCUCACAUCCCUGCCCCAGCAGAUGCUCUAAUAAGUGACAGACGAGCUGCAGACAGACAGGCAGGCAGAUGGGGGGAUAGACAUACACAUAGGAAGGCUGACACCCAAAUACAUGGCAGCCAUACAAGUGCAAAGCUAGCUGAACAUCACCAGGCUCUGGAUAAACACAGACAAGCAACAAAGCACUCUGGGAAAUCUGAUGAAGUCAGUAAGGAGCAGCAGGUUGUGAAGAAGCCCUCCAGGAAUCUCAAAAAACACCAGAAGCUCUCAGAGGAUCCCUCUGAAAAGAAUCCCGGGUCGUUGGACCGUGGAAAGGCUUGGUCCAGAUCCGAGGCAGCGACAAAGAAAGAUGACAGCAGCUGGUGUCAGACAUUUACAGAUCAGGACUUCCCAGACACUGACCACAGGAGGGUCAGGAUUAGUCCAGAUCUCUGGCCUCUUCCCUGGCUCAGCGAGGAUGACAUCCAGAAGAUGGAGCUCCUCUCUGGGGGUGAGGUGGUCAGCAAGGCCCGGGUGCCUGGACAUGGACAGGUGCUGCAAGUGGCACUGGAACCUCCAGCACACCAGCAGCAGCCAUACCCAGUGAGAGAUUCACCUCAGCAUAGACAAAGACAUCCAGAAACCCAUAAUGAACGCUGCCAGCGGGGGAGCUGCUCCCUGAUCAAACGCACUGAUGACUGGUUCGAGGUGUUCGCCUUCCACCUGGACAGAGUCCUGGGACUCAACAGAAGUCUCCCUGCAGUGCUGAGGACUUUCCACAGUGACAUUCUACCGUAUCGGUACAUCAGCGGCACCCCCAGGCCUGUACUGUGGUGGGACCCAGAUAUUCAGCACCUCGCUGAUAGAGACAAUGACCAGAACUCAGUACCACUCAGCUGGGUUCAGUACCAGAAGCUGCUGCAGGUCCACUGUGGGAGUGAUGCGGACCUGAGGUCAGUGCCCUGUGUGGGAGUCCACCACUCAGAGUGGGGGAGACUGGCUCUCUUUGACUUCUUAUUACAGGUAAACGACCGUCUGGACAGGUACUGCUGUGGUUUCACACCUGAUCCAACAGAAGUCUGUGUGGAGAACCUGCUGCACGCCAAGUGUGACAACACCAAGGACCUGCUGCUGGUUCACAUCCUGGUGAGGAAGGCAGAUCCCUCCACACUGGUGUUCAUAGACAACGCUGGCAGACCACAGCAGUCCAUUGACAACCUCAACUUCAGGCUGGUUGAAGGCAUUGACGAGUUUCCACAGAAAGCAGUGUCAGUGCUCCAGUCCGGCUGUUUAGAGAGUCUUCUUCUACGCUCACUUUACACAGACCGGGAAUUCUGGGACAGCCGAGGCGGGGUCAGCGGUCUCAGGCCUCUCAUCCUCAUGGUGGAGCAGAGAGGGAAGAUUCUCCUCCAGCACAUCAGGGACAGAAAGCUCCAGCUCAAGAGGGACCUGUGAGUCUGUGAGUGACCUGACCCAACCAGAGUGGAGUAGAACUGAAACACAGCCUUCAGGAUGAUAAGCUAAAGAUGACAUUUCUGCAGAGUGAUCAGAUAGAGAUCACUCUGCAGCAAAAGACGCCCUCAAGAAAUUCAGUGACUCAACUAAAUACACUGAGCACUCAAAAUACGGCCCAGAGCGAGCUGACAUGCAGGGUUACCAGGGUUACAGUUAACACAGGAUGCACAGGUGACUACAUCUAGUUUUCAAAAUAAGGUGUUAACACAAAGUAUAGACCAAAAUACAUAUAUGGAACUAAGAUUGAUUGGAUUAUAUCCACGGGAAGUAUAAAACAUUACCUCUGGCCUUUAUAGCUUAAAGGAACUAAAGAAAUCUAAAGUCAGAGUAAAUGACUUUAUUCUCUGAUUUUCGGUUUUGGUUUGCUGGAACAACAUUAAAUAAAUUAUUCCUGACCAUGACUGAUAUAUUUGAGUUUGGAGCAAUAAAGCUAAAUAUACACAGGCUCUAAUGUCUAAAGCAUCACACAUUCAUACUAAUCCUUGGUCAUCUGCACCAAAUGAAACGCCCCUGUAGCUCUGUCUGUUGAUAUGGGAUGCCUGUCACUCCAAACAUAUUCAUGUUUUUAAUUCAGCCUUCCAUCUGGACUCAGUAACAUCUCUCCAAAUGUCCCCUCACAGAAGGGAAAUGUGAGACAAAUUGUUCCCCCACAGCCAGUGCUGAUGCUUCCAAGCCAUUUAGAGGGAAGAAACAUCUUUUUUUUAAUUAUUAUUAUUAUUUUUAUUUUAAAAAUUUUCUGAGAGCUAGCAGCGGACUGAGUGAUUGAUUUGGAUGUCUGUUUUAUGAGAUAAGCUUUUCUGCUUUUAAUCGGGGGAUUAAAAAUGGCUGUCGGCAAAUAGCUUCUGGACUGGAUCCUUGGAAGCCUUUCAAUACAAUUGGACACACACUUGUAUGUGUUCAUAUUUAUAUAUAAAUUUUAUAUUUUAUAUAUUUUUUCUUUUCUUUUUUUUUGGCAGUGUCUUCCUUCCUUGUACGUUGUUGAAAUGAUGCAAAAUAUGAAAGAAAAGCAGAGGAGAGCUGGACGAAAAUCAAAUGUCAUUAGGGAGGAAACAGAGCCCAGGCUUUUCUGUUUGAGUGACACAUUUCUAAAGCUGGACUGUCACUAAACAGUCUUUGGUAUUUGGGUCUUGUGAGAAGCGCAGAUGAUAUGACUUGAAGCUGUUUUAGGCCUCACCGGCUCGGAAUUAACAUUCCACUCAUAUUGGUGGUUCACGGAUUAAUGACAUUUUGCAUGGCUCCCUCUUUCAU